This is a messenger RNA of Parus major (Great Tit), 698 nucleotides long. It is a transcript of the gene CEBPZOS, whose product is annotated as CEBPZ opposite strand. The record is from RefSeq and is a predicted model, not a curated record. Bases 1 to 450 code for a protein of 149 amino acids. The transcript is spliced from 5 exons. Lineage: Eukaryota; Metazoa; Chordata; Aves; Passeriformes; Paridae.
AUGACGGGGCCGUGCGCCGGGACGGGCGGGGGCCGCGCCCCGACGGGGACGGGGGGUGGGCAGGCAGGGGAGGCUCCUCCGUGCGGGGGGAAGCGCGUAAGGCCGGGCUCUGUAAGGAAAUGCUGCCGCGUAGGGUCAGGAGUUCGGCUUGGGAGAGUGCAGGCACACGGGGUGGCUUGUUGGGCGGAACCUCUAGGAUUUACCUCCGAAGAACGAGCUGCUGUUGUAGUUUUACAAACCCGAACCCGCGAGCAGUCCUUCGGGAGGCAGCACGCGACCACACCAGGAAAAAUGAGGAAUCCUGCGCGGUUUUACAAUGACGAUUUCAGAUACACAAUGCAGAAGAGGUUUCCAUCAAUUCUGGAAGUUUAUUACAAAUCCAAUGAGUGGUCUGGAAUUCAUGGCAUAAGGGAGAAUGACCAGAUGACAUGGUUAAGCAGCAAGAACUGAACCCUCUGUGCCUGAACUGUUUCUUCUUUUUGAUGAUGCUUUUCACAUCCCUGUUGUGAAGCCACUUGUCACGCUCUAUUUCCCAUUGGAUCUGUUUGACAUCUGUAGGAGGCAAGGUGAGAAAUAAGGAGUCGAUGGAUACCUCUGACCAUGAUAUGGCAUACAGAUGAAUCAUGUAAAAAUUAAAACUUGACUACUGUAUUUAUAAAAGUUAAUAAAGUCCAGACUGCCUCUUUUUUUUUGAGAAA